AUGGGACAGGAAUUUAGAGCUAUUAUUUUAAAUAACUCAAGUGGCUGUUGUGAGGUGGUUAAGCGUCAGCUAUACAAAACAAAAAUGUGCCUCUUUUUACUAGAAGGGAAGUGCAGUAAAGGAAAUUUUUGCAGUUUUGCUCAUUCACAAGAACAGCUAAGACCUCUUCCUAAUUUAAAGUUCACCAAACUUUGUGAACUAAUAUCUUUGGGGCAAAAAUGUACUGAUAUUAAUUGUGCGUAUGCCCAUAAUAGGGAAGAUUUAAGAAUAACUAAUGAACAAUUAUAUAAAGUUAGACUUUGUAAUUUUAAUAAGAAAAAUAAGUGCUUAAAUGGGAUAUAUUGUCGGUUUGCCCAUGGAAGCUCAGAAUUACGAAACCAACAAAGUAUUCAAGAUAUCUGCAGCUUGAAAGAGAGUAUUCCAAGUUAUACAAAACAAAAACUUUAUACAACUUCUAGAAUUAAUCCUAAGAAAAGUACCCAAAGUAGCAUUACAAAUAGAAAAGAUGCAACUUCAUUGUCUAUAGAAGGGAAAUUUGGCAAUAUACAACCUCAGAAUCAAACAUUUCUAAGUAAUAAUAAUAGAGAUGGUCUAGAUAAGGAUAACAAUGAUACUUCACUAUUCCAAAAUAUUAAAUCCGAGUUUGGAUUAAGUCCAAGGUUCUCACCUAAAGACAAUAAAAAACCUUCAAAUCUAACCUUUAAUAAUAAAUUAGAAGAUGCAAGUAGUGUUCAACAAUCCCUUUCUAAUUGCAGUGUGCAAAUCGACGCAUUUCAUUCAAAUAAAAAUGACUUCACUUAUGCAAACCAGUUACCACCAGAUCUAUCGAAUAUAAUUUAUCAGGCUGGAGGGGCUUAUUUUAUAAAUAAUAGACUAGAUAAUAUGGAGGAAAAGGGUACUACACAACUACCAAUAUCCCAGGCAUUCUCAUAUUCCUUUGAGAUAUAUCCACAAUAA
This is a messenger RNA of Cryptosporidium muris RN66, 957 nucleotides long. Its product is annotated as zinc finger, CCCH type domain-containing protein. The coding region runs from base 1 to 957 and encodes 318 amino acids. Lineage: Eukaryota; Apicomplexa; Conoidasida; Eucoccidiorida; Cryptosporidiidae. The transcript has a single exon. Gene Ontology annotation, molecular function: metal ion binding. The record is from RefSeq and is a predicted model, not a curated record.